Messenger RNA from Xiphophorus couchianus (Monterrey platyfish), 2880 nucleotides. It is a transcript of the gene ahcyl2b, whose product is annotated as adenosylhomocysteinase like 2b. Gene Ontology annotation, biological process: L-methionine cycle. Lineage: Eukaryota; Metazoa; Chordata; Actinopteri; Cyprinodontiformes; Poeciliidae. Gene Ontology annotation, cellular component: cytosol. The transcript is spliced from 17 exons. Bases 85 to 1899 code for a protein of 604 amino acids. The record is from RefSeq and is a predicted model, not a curated record.
UGCAUUUGGGUGCCGCUGCUCCUGCAUUCACAUCCGCUCGCCUCGCUAUCAGCGCUGGAAAAAGGACUUUGAGAAACUGCGGCGAUGUCAGUCCAGGUUGUGGCAGCGAAAAUGGCAGAGGUCGAACUCAAAGACGUCUCCGCCGGCAAAGCCCUGCCGGCCGAGUCUCCGGUGACGCCGACCUCGGAGGAGAAGACCCUCGCCAGAAACGAGCCGCAGAAGGAGGCCGGUUCCUCCGCCGCAGCCGCUACGUCUCCCACCGCGGAGCCCUCCGCGAAAGCCGGGGAAGGCAGCCGGGGCUUGCUCACCCCGAGCGCCGCCAAGAUGCCACAGGCGUCCGCUUUGAAGCACUCGGACCCGCAGCAGAACGGCGGGGACGCUUUCGUGAACCGUGACGGCACGGUCGCCGAGGCUCCGCGGAUGAAAAAGAUCCAGUUUGCAGACCAGAAACAGGAGUUCAACAAGCGCCCGUCUAAGAUCGGCCGGCGCUCUCUGUCCCGCUCCAUCUCCCAGUCCUCCACCGACAGCUACAGCUCAGCGGCGUCGUACACCGACAGCUCCGACGAUGAGACCUCACCCCGGGACAAACAGCAGAAGAACUCCAAAGGCAACGGAGAUUUCUGCAUCAAAAACAUCAAGCAGGCCGACUUCGGGCGCAGAGAGAUCGAGAUCGCAGAGCAAGAGAUGCCAGCACUGAUGGCGCUGAGGAAGCGAGCUCAGGGGGAGAAACCCCUCGCUGGUGCCAAGGUGGUGGGCUGCACACACAUCACCGCGCAGACCGCUGUGCUGAUGGAGACUCUGUCAGCUCUGGGCGCUCAGUGCAGGUGGGCAGCCUGCAACAUCUACUCCACCCAAAAUGAAGUGGCUGCAGCUCUGGCAGAAGGAGGUUUCAGCGUGUUCGCCUGGAAGGGUGAGUCAGAGGAUGACUUCUGGUGGUGCAUCGACCGCUGCGUCAACGUGGAAGGCUGGCAACCCAACAUGAUCCUGGAUGACGGUGGAGAUCUGACGCACUGGAUUUAUAAAAAGUACCCCAACAUGUUCAAGAAGAUCAAGGGCAUCGUAGAGGAGAGUGUUACUGGUGUCCACAGGUUGUACCAACUGUCCAAGGCGGGGAAGCUGUGUGUUCCAGCCAUGAACGUCAACGACUCUGUUACCAAGCAAAAGUUCGACAACCUUUACUGCUGCAGAGAAUCCAUCUUAGACGGCUUGAAGAGGACCACUGACGUGAUGUUUGGAGGCAAACAGGUGGUGGUGUGUGGAUAUGGAGAGGUUGGAAAAGGUUGCUGCGCUGCCCUCAAAGCCAUGGGCUCCAUCGUCUACGUCACAGAGAUCGACCCCAUCUGUGCCUUGCAGGCCUGCAUGGAUGGCUUCAGACUGGUGAAACUCAACGAAGUCAUCAGACAAGUGGACAUCGUCAUCACCUGCACAGGUAAUAAGAACGUUGUGGUGAGAGAGCACCUGGACCGCAUGAAGAACGGCUGCAUUGUCUGCAACAUGGGGCACUCCAACACCGAGAUCGAUGUGGCCAGCCUGCGGACCCCUGAACUAACCUGGGAGAGGGUUCGCUCACAGGUGGACCACAUCAUCUGGCCGGAUGCCAAGAGGAUAGUCCUGCUGGCAGAGGGCCGUCUGCUGAACCUCAGCUGCUCCACAGUGCCCACGUUUGUGCUCUCCAUCACUGCCACGACCCAGGCUCUGGCCCUGAUAGAGCUCUACAACGCCCCCGAGGGACGGUACAAGCAGGAUGUUUAUCUGCUGCCCAAGAAAAUGGAUGAGUAUGUGGCCAGCCUACAUCUCCCUACGUUUGACGCGCAUCUCACAGAGUUGACUGAUGAGCAGGCCAAGUACCUGGGCUUGAACAAGAACGGGCCCUUUAAGCCAAACUACUAUAGGUAUUAAACCAUUGAGUUGAAUGAGGAAAUAUCAGUUCUCCAUGAAUCGCACAGACUCAGAGGGAGAAGAGGAGGACAGGGGGGAAGGAAGGAUAGACGGCAUAGUGAAAACAUCUGCUUUACAUCUGGAGAAAAGAGGAAGCCCUAACUUUUCCUGUUUCCUUCUUUAUUUUAUUCCCACCCGCCCACAGUAAUAAUUGUUUUAAUAAAACGAAUAAUCACUCUCGCUCCUCGUCAAACAACAGUUGUUUUACUUUCUCCCUCAUCUCUCUAGAUGCGUCGAGUUGUCUGUUAGUCCUCUAUCCUCCCCCCACGCUGCCAGAAUUUUGAUUCUUUAUCUCUUAAAAAGAUGAAACGAAGACUCUGUAAGCAAAACUUUGAUUGUUUUUCUUUUUUUUUUUUUAAAAGGUGUGCAAAUGAAGAUUUAGUCAUGGACAGUUCUUCCCCUUUUUUUGCUAUUAUUUCUUUCUCCCUCCUCGUCUUUUGUUUUCUACCCUUUGAUUUUCAGGGGUUUUUUUCAAAAAACAAAACAAAAAUAGGGCGGGUUGCUGGUCUUGUGUGAGGGCCUCAGGGGUCCAAUCAUAUCUUGUAUUUUAAUGCUUUUUUCCCCCCAUUUGUAUAAACAUAACUGGAUGUUGACUUGCUCUCCUCACCCGACUCUUAAACCCACAGUGAAACCAUCUCUUUGGCUGCUCUUUUGGUCUCCAGCUGCUCAAAACACACCAGUGUUGAAGUCACAACAAGUAUUUAAUCAUUUUCGUUUUUAUUUUUCUUUGUCCUUUUCUUUAACGAGAAAGACUAUACUGUAGUAGAAGCAUGGCAGAUUGUCAAAUCAUUACAAAGGUAUACUGUAUAUUUAGAUAUUUAUAUAGAAUUUAAGAUUUUUCUAUCUUUCCAUCGAAUCUUUCAUUUUUGACCGAAUCGUCGUGUCGCACAGAGAAGCAACUAAAUGUUCUAACCAUCUGUAAUAAAUGUACUCAAACCCUCA